AUGGAACUGAAAGAGAGGCUUGCGCUUAUCAACGAGAAUCUCGUUGAGGUGCUGAAUCCAGAGUUGAUCGAGCAACCUUUGGCCGAGGGCCGCAAUCCGAAGAUCUACUGGGGGACUGCAACGACCGGAAAGCCUCACUGCGCAUAUCUGGUACCGGCAAUCAAGAUCGCUCAAUUCCUGGCGGCUGGAUGUGAUGUCGUCGUUCUUCUUGCAGACAUCCAUGGCUUUCUUGACAAUCUCAAAGCACCAAUGGAGCUCGUGGAGCAUCGGGUUGAGUACUAUCGGUUGACCAUCUCCGCGCUUCUUAGUGCUGUUGGUGUCUCAACACAUCUCAAAAACUUAACCAUGGUUCAGGGAAGUUCGUACCAAAAGACAGCUGAGUAUGUGAUGGACGUGUAUAAGCUUAGCUCUUGCAUCUCCGAACAUGAAGCCAAGAAAGCCGGGGCCGAAAUAGUCAAGCAAUCGGACAGCGCACCUUUGAGUAGUCUUCUUUAUCCUGUUCUCCAAGUGCUUGACGAACAGUACUUGGACGUCGACGCGCAGUUCGGUGGACUUGAUCAGCGGAAGUUGUUCAUCGCCGCGAAAGAAUGGUUGCCGAAGUUAGGAUAUAGACAACGAGCACAUCUCAUGAAUGGCAUGGUUCCAGGCGUAAAUGGUGGCAAAAUGAGCGCCAGUGAUCCAGACAGCAAGAUCGAUCUUCUCGACCCUCCAGAAGUCGUCAAUCGAAAGAUCAAAAAGGCAACAGCAGCUCCGAGAAUUAUCGAAGAUAACGGUGUUAUCGCCCUUGUCGAGUUUGUUUUGCUUCCAGCCGCAGACUUGAGUGGAAGCCGAGAGUUCCGUGUCGACCGUGAUAGGGAUGGUUUGGAACCUUUGAUCUACACAAGCGUCGAUAAACUGCACGAGGACUACAAGAAUGAUAUUCUCACUCCCCAAAUCCUGAAGUCGGCAGUAUCAGCCGCUCUCAACAAGCUGCUGGCACCUAUUCAGGAGGCUUACCAUGCUUCACCGGAAUGGCAGGAGAUAGCUCUAAAAGCAUAUCCGCCACCUGCCAAAAAAGAGAAAAAGGUAAAGAAUAAGGGGACUCAACACCCCAAAUCGAAGAACGAAAACAUCAAGAGUUCAGACUCCAAAGAAACCACUUAG
Messenger RNA from Venustampulla echinocandica, 1143 nucleotides. RefSeq names its product Tyrosine--tRNA ligase. Gene Ontology annotation, biological process: tyrosyl-tRNA aminoacylation. The transcript is spliced from 7 exons. Bases 1 to 1143 code for a protein of 380 amino acids. The record is from RefSeq and is a predicted model, not a curated record. Lineage: Eukaryota; Fungi; Ascomycota; Leotiomycetes; Helotiales; Pleuroascaceae. Gene Ontology annotation, molecular function: tyrosine-tRNA ligase activity; ATP binding.